CAGGUAUCCGGACACACCUGUACAAGAGCGUAGUAUCAAUCGGUCAUUUUAUUUUCGUUGAUAUACCUAUUAUUUCUACUUUGUCCGGGCAAUUUAGGUGGAUUUAAAGCACAUUCGGCAGAUGUGGACCACGACAACACUUCGGACACCAGAUAAAGUUUGAUUUUAGUGGUCCUCGUCUGAGAAGUAUUUUCUGUAAGAACUGUCCUUAAGGAGGAUGACAUUUUCCCGGAUAGAACUCUUAUUUAGUGCCGCAGUGUUGCUCCAGGUACUCACAGGGAGCACAAAGGCCCAAAUAUUCGGCGACCAAUGUCUAACGACGUUCACGCACGGAAAAGAAAAUUUUGUCCUGGACGCCGAUGAGUCUCUGAAAGAGGGUGCAACAUUCAUCUCUUCUCCGCCCGUGACGACCACCAAGGACUGCAUCGUGUCCUGCUGCAAAGACAGACACUGUAAUCUGGCUUUGAUGGAAAACGGGGAUACAGAAGGCUCUAUCAAGUCCUGUUAUCUGUUCGAUUGUUUGUACAAACAGAAGAAGGUUUGUCGAUUCGUCAGGAAAGAAGGAUUCAACAAUUAUGUUUUAACCUCAGUCUUCGGAAGUGAUCUGGAUGAAACAGUUCCAGGUGAUGACGACGACAAACCCCCGAUCGCCAGUGCUGGCCAGGACAGAGUCGUCCAGCCUCAGGACACCGUGACCCUGAAUGGCAUUCAGAGCCAAGACGACAAAAAGAUCGUCAGUUUCAAGUGGCAUAUGUUGUCAGGGCAUCCAUUUGCCGUCAUAGAGAAAACACAUUUUGACGAUGAAGUGAUUGUGUCCAACCUGUCCUCUGGUGUGUACAAGUUCCAACUAACGGUCACAGACUCCAUCGGCCAGUCCAACUCUGCUCAAGUCACUGUUCUGGUGCUUACUCCUGAACAGUCCAACCACCACUGCCUGGUGCCCAAGAAGGUCGGUCCUUGUCGGGCGUCUUACCCUCGCUGGCACUACAAUGCCGUCUCAGAGAAGUGUGAGGAGUUCAAUUUUGGAGGAUGCAAAGAGAACCGCAACAACUACCUCUCCCAGGCCGAAUGUGAGACAGCGUGCGAUGGCAUCUCAGUCAUGCCAGGUGGCACAGGGAGAAGAGUGACACCUGUGCUCAAUCAAGUGGAGAAUUGUGGGGGACCCUGCCAGCCUGAUCAGUUCACGUGCUCUAGUGGCUGCUGUCUGGAUCGCGGGCUGGAGUGUGAUGGAACAAAACAGUGCAGUGAUGGCUCCGAUGAGGAAUCUUGCAAUGAGUUGAACAAACAGCUCGAGAAGCUUCGCAGAAUCCCAGUGGAUGAAAGUAAAGUCCGUUGCACUGAGCCCCCCAACACCGGGCCCUGUAGGGCCAGCAUGACCAAGUGGUUCUAUGACCCCUAUGAUCGGACCUGCUCUCGCUUCAACUUUGGUGGCUGCAAUGGGAACGAUAACCAGUUCGACAGUCAGGACAUCUGCGCACUGGCUUGCCAAGGAGUAACCGACAAGGAUGUGUUUGCCCGGAGGGGAGAAUUUGAACGCCUGGAUUCUAAAAGUGACAAAGGCACCCUGAUCAUUGCAGUCCUGCUGGGUGUGGCCAUUAUCGUCCUUCUGGCCUUGCUGGGCUACUGUUUCCUGAAGGGCAGGAAGGAGCGGCAGCCACGGCACCAGCGUACUGGGGUGAACGGCACGCACGCCACCACGCUGGAGGACACGGAGAAGCUGGUUUACAACAGCACCACCAAGCCCAUCUGAAGAGUCAUGGUGUUUUAGUUUUACUGUCUUAUUUUGUUUUGUUUUUUAAACUGUCAUGUCUCAAUGUUCUAUGCUUUAUCUGCCUGACAGAUUGUUGUUCAGCAACUCUGUUCUCAGGGUAUGAGAGGUCUGUGGUAAAAUGGUUUAUAUGAAUGCCUACACUUUACUCUUAAAGCUACCGCCUAUUCAAACCUUACAAAUAUUAGCCACUGUGUCAGUAACUGUCUAGUUUUAGCCUAUCAAGUAUAUCUCUUUUUGACAGAAGAGAACGUUUGUACAUAAUUGUCUUGUACUACAGUAAUACUAUGCUAUUAAGUGGUGUUUUCAUAUGCUCACUUCAAUAUCAUCAUCUUUAUCUUGUACGAUGGUUUUGUGUAAUGUAAGAAAAGCAUACAGGGGUGGAAAGUAUAUUUUUGUACCUCUGAGUUGUAUGUCUAUAGAAAGAAUAUGCUAUUUCCUUUCCCCCAAUCUGAGCCUCUGCAUUUGUACAUAGUUUUUAAAUAUUUUUUAGAAGUGACACCUGAUACAGAAAUAUCACACCACCUUUCAAAUGAAAUAAAAUCUGAAUGAUAAAAGA
Molecule: messenger RNA, 2327 nt
Organism: Clupea harengus (Atlantic herring)
Lineage: Eukaryota; Metazoa; Chordata; Actinopteri; Clupeiformes; Clupeidae
Gene: spint1a
Product: serine peptidase inhibitor, Kunitz type 1 a
Biological process (GO): extracellular matrix organization; epidermis development; epithelium development
Cellular component (GO): plasma membrane
Molecular function (GO): protein binding; serine-type endopeptidase inhibitor activity
Source: RefSeq, a predicted model, not a curated record